AUGACUCAGAUUCAAGACCUUGGCACAGCUUGUACCGUCACUGCUGACUGUGAUACGACGACCAACCCAGCUGCUGUUUGCUCAACGUCAGGGACAAAGAUAUGUACAUGCGCUACAGGCUAUACGAAACAAGGGACAGCAUGCAAAGCAGACCUUGGGACAGCUUGUACCGCCACUGCUGACUGUGAUACGACGGCCAUCCAACAUGCUGUGUGCGAUGUACUCGCCACAACCAAAGUCUGUAAAAUAAAGAGUACUGGUGACUGUACUGUUAACACAGACAAGUGCGUCAGCGGUGCGGCCUGCACGGCCAACGCUUGCGCGUGUUCCGCCAAGUACAAAGAGGACACUAAUAAACUCUGUGCAACAGUCCUGGGCUCGACCUGUACCGCCACUGCAGACUGCACCACAACUGUUGCUAAUUCGGACUGUACAGGGACAGGGACAAAGACGUGCACCUGUAACUUUGGUUUCACCAAGCAGGGGGCUGACUGCAGUGACAUUUGGAAAGCUUGUAACACCACUGCUGACUGUGAUACGACGACCACGCCAACUGCUGUGUGCGAUGUACUGGCCACAGCCAAAGACUGUAAAAUAAAGAGUACUGGUAGCUGUGCUGGUAAUACAGACAAGUGCGUCAGCGGUGCGGCCUGCACGAACGACGUUUGCGUGUGUUCCACCAAGUACAAAGAGAACACUGAUAAACUCUGUGCAACAGUCCUGGGCUCGACCUGUACCGCCACUGCAGACUGCACCGCAACUGUUGCUAAUUCGGACUGCACUGGCACUGGCUCGAAGACGUGCACCUGUAACACUGGUUUCACCAAGCAGGGGGCUGACUGCAGUGGAGCUACCGGUGUUGCAGCGUGCCUGGCGAUGAUUCUGGCCUGCAUCUUUACGACCAUUGUUUAAGAACAUUGCUUCCAUAUAAAUUCCGGAAGAUCAUGUACUCUAUGUUGCAUGUAGACUACGCAUAUACCAAAAAACAGAGAUAUACACAAUCGAGAUUUAGGAUAUUGAUGUGUAUUUUGUGUUUUAUUUUAUUGAUAUUUUCUUGACAUUGGUAAUUAAAAACUAAAAUAUCCAAUUUAAAGUAGUAUUUCAUUAUAUAGUAUUCACAUACGGUUUUCGAAAACAACUUUAUACUUUUUAGUUUGGAUGGUAUUCAGUUAAAACAAAUAUUCAAGCAUAAGGGUUAGGAUCAGGUCAAUGUAAUCGCGCUAUGUAACGUUUAAAACAAAUGAAAGAUCUCAUUUACGUAAAAUGUGCUAAAAAGAAGAUAAUAGUAUUUUAUAUUAUUUAUACAAGAGUGUUUUAUAUAUUAGUUAUACGGUUUGUUUGUUUUUUCUUUAAUUGCUUACCGCAGUUGAGGAUUGUUAGUCCACCAGGCGAUGUAUUGUCUGUGCUGUCGAUUAUGAUCCUUCUGCGUUUUAACUAAUUGCCGUCCAUCGUUGCACACACAUUAAACAGAGGACCACAAUAAUCUGAUCAGAUAAACUAAGUCGUGUGAUGCCAUAUGAAGCAAAUAUAUUAUUUACGUAAGGCAGUAUUAUUCAGAAAAUAUAGCGAUCUGUUUUGUUUCUAAAACGCAAGGCCAUUUUAAAUGUGGAAAACAUAUUGGGUAAAUUGUGACAGAUCAUAAGAACUCAAGACAUCCCUUUAUACCAAUUUAUUGUUUAUGUUAUCGAUGUGGACUAUAAUUAAAGAUGCAUCACAUACGACUUUGAUGAAGAGAAGAUUUAUGUGUCCUUGAAAUUUAUUCCAGAAAAAAACACAUUUUUGAUUGCAAAGUUUUAUAGACAUGUAUUGAAAUAUCUUUAAUGGUAAACCAUUGGCUGAUACUGUUUAAUGUGUGAUAAUAAAUGGGCGCUUAAAAUUAUAUUAUAACUUGUGUUUACUUCUUUUGUGUUAUCUGCGUGCAUAAAUAUAAAAACUC
Molecule: messenger RNA, 1936 nt
Organism: Dreissena polymorpha
Lineage: Eukaryota; Metazoa; Mollusca; Bivalvia; Myida; Dreissenidae
Product: stabilin-2-like
Exons: 9
Coding region: 1-912 (303 amino acids)
Source: RefSeq, a predicted model, not a curated record